This is a messenger RNA of Saccostrea cuccullata (small rock oyster), 1725 nucleotides long. RefSeq names its product monocarboxylate transporter 12-like. The transcript is spliced from 6 exons. Gene Ontology annotation, cellular component: membrane. Bases 165 to 1511 code for a protein of 448 amino acids. Gene Ontology annotation, molecular function: monocarboxylic acid transmembrane transporter activity. The record is from RefSeq and is a predicted model, not a curated record. Gene Ontology annotation, biological process: transmembrane transport. NCBI's taxonomy places the organism in Eukaryota, Metazoa, Mollusca, Bivalvia, Ostreida, Ostreidae.
UGCCUGUAGCCAGUUUCAGAAUGAACUUGAACGACACAGAGUCUGGAAAUAUAGAAUGUUUACCUAUUUGUAACCCAGGCGUUGUACUUUGUGGAACCAAAGUAGCAGACAACGAUAAAUCACAGAGUCUGUACGGUGCUUAAAGAAAAUUCAGAAACAGAAUAAUGUUGAUGAAUGAUAGAAGUAGCUGUUACACAUACGUUGUGUUGCUAGCCACAACGAUAACGGCAACAAUAUACAUUGGAGGAGUGACUUCUUUCGGCAUUAUAUACAAGGAGCUGCUGGACUUCUACCACACAAGAUCCGGAGACACCGCCAUGAUUUCAAGUCUUUCUAACUUUCUUAAUUUUGCAGUAGCUCCGUUCGCUAAUUAUAUCUCUGAAGUCUACUUCUCCUUUCGAUCUGUGAUGAUGACUGGUGGACUCCUGGCUUCUCUAGGAAUAUUCCUCAGUGCAUUUGUUCCAAGAAUGGAGUAUUGGAUCAUCACCUAUGGAAUACUAUCAGGUUUCGGUUUUGGUCUGGUAUACAGUCCAUGUUUUACUGUAGUGAACUUUUACUUCAAGAGACGUCGUGCUCUUGCAAUCGGCAUAGUGUUACUUGGAACGGGAAUAGGUUCUGUUCUGUUUCCAAUCUUGUACAAGUUUCUGAUACACACUUACGGAUUACGUGGUGCAGUUAUUGUGAUAAGUGGUUUAACGUUGAAUUUAUGCGUUUGCGCAGCCCUCAUUAGGCAACCGGAAGAGCUUACAAAGAAAAUUGCGCUCUUACAUCUUCGAACUAAAACUGACCAUAUUGCAUCUCAAGAGGAAGUUGCUGUACUCAAAGAAUCUGUUCAUAAUCAAACAGAUAAUCACCCUAAACGACCUCUGUUUAAUUUUUAUUUAUUCCAUAAUGCUUCCUUUGUAAUUUACAAUUUAGCUUUUAUGUGUAAUAUUUUUGCAUAUUUAUCUAAUUUUGUCAUGAUACCCGGUCAUGCGAGGAUACAAGGAAUGACCAAUUCGGAUAUUGCUGUAUUUUUAUCAACGAUUGGUGGAUCAAUGAUUUUUGCUCGUCCAAGUAUAGGAUGGCUUGCAGACUCUAAACUCGUCCAGAAAAGAAACAUUAUAGGUACAUGUGCUAUUCUCGGAGGGAUAUUUUCUCUUGUGUUACCUUGGAUACAAGGAUAUCGUUGGAUGAUAGUGUACUCGGUAUCCUUCGGGAUUUUUCCUAGUUCUUUCUUCAUGUUUAUUCCUCUGCUUUUAUUAGAGAUAGUUACUCUGGAGAAUCUUCCACAAGCUCAGGGACUGUUAUACCUUUGUCUGUCUGUUUCUGCAGGUUUAUCGCAACCGGCUGCAGGUUGGAUAAAGGAUUUAACUGGUGAUUGGGACGCCUCUUUUCAUGUUUCUGGUGCCAUAAGUAUUCUUGCUGGUGUACUGUACAUGUCAGAACCAAUCUUACGUAAAUGUAAUCGAAAACAGAAAGCUCACAAUGCCAAUCAGAGUGACGAGACGAAUGGAAAUCAAAAUUUGUGAAACAUGUAUCAUAGUAAUCAUAAACCAGUGAAACUUGAAAGGACUGUUUCUUAAUUUCGUUCCGUCCGUCAAAGACUCAUGUUAUCAGAUUGUUCAAUGUAAUAUUGAGAUCCUGGAUCUUAUACUGUACAUGUGCAAGAGGAUAAUAUUUUGCAUUCUACAGCUCAUAGCAUAAUUAGAGCUUAUAUGAAUUUUCAGAAUUCUCUGAUUCAAA